CUUCGUACUGAGCAUCUUCAUGCCGGUCGUGGUCAUCACCAUCAUCGGCGUCUCCACGCUCCUCUAUGCCUUUGAAAAUUUCCAAGACCGCAUCGCCGUGACGCUUGCCUGCCUCAUCGUCGAGGCUGGCCUGUACUCGCAAAUCUGCGUCGUCAUCCCCAUCUCGGCGGCCCCAAAAUUCGUCGAUAUUUAUUUCUUCUACGGGAUAUUGAGGAUGUUUUUCGUUUGCCUUAAUCACCUGGGCGUGUACCGCUGGCUCAUUGCCUUCAAAAAUCGAAAAGCUAAAGACCAGGCAAAGAGAAAUGAAUUAGCUUUACAGUCUAAUGUGGAGCCCACGGGCGCAGCGAAAGGUGGCGUGAAGUCCAGCAUUGGAGUAAAAGAAAUAAAAAGCUUGCGAUCAACAAAUGAAGGACCUUACUUCGACUCGAACAUAAUCACGCCAGUGUACUCAACUCAAGAAAACUUGACUGAUUGGGACGUAUCGACCAAAGUCGCCCUCACUCCAAUGGACAAAAGCUUCAGCAAAUUUCCCUGCAAAGCUUGGGAGGACAACGAGGAAGCGGAGAAAAAAUAUGCUGCUAUUUAUAAGCGGUUCACAAUCUGGAGCUAUUUCUUCUUUGUUGUGGGUGUUGUGUUUGAUUUCAUUUUCUUCGGGUUGUCUGGUUACAUGAUUAUGAUGCUGAGGAACCGGGUCUUCAUCCAGUAUCCUUCAUGCAAUUCCAGCACGUAAGAAAUUUACCUCUUUUCUUGGAAACCAAUGCUUUCAAUUAUUAUCGAGAGUAAAGAAAAACAGUUCGAAAUUCCGUCCCCAAUCAAGAUUUUGGUAAGACCUCCGGCCAACUAACUAACUAUAACUUAUUUUGGUUUUCAAUUUUAAAAACAUGUCAGGAGGAUUUAUUUUCUUGUGCUCGUUUUAAUUGGAUAUGUUUUUUGGAAUGUUUUAUCUUCAUGACUGAAUCAGGGUUCAUAUUAUAUUUAUGCCUCGAACGACACGACUACUAGUUGAUACUGAAGAAGAUGAAUAAAAAAAUAUAAAUUAUAACGGUUAAAAAAUCUAGAAUAGGAUAAUUAACAGCCACCCUCCUGCACACACUCGCUAUAUCAGCUGCUUUCUGCAUACCUAUUAAUAUAUUAGGUAACAAUUACGUAUAUGUAUGUAUGUGGUGUUUUUGAAUAAGUAAUGAUAUUUUAAGAUUUUCGUUGUAAAAACUGAACUCAAAACCCGACUUUAUUCCAUGAGUCAAUUAAUACUUUAAAAUUUCAUCCAACUCAAUAAUUUUACAGUUUUUACAAGUAAACAGUGUAUUCGGACAACCAGCUUUUUUCAGUUCAAUCGGUGUGCAUUACCAUUCUAUAAUUCACUGAACCUAAUUUGAUUUCUUUGGAAAACCAAUGAUAUUGUGUGCUGAUAAUGUUCAUCAAGUUUUAUGUCCUUGCCAGUCAAAUGUUUAAGCCAGUCAAGUUAAGUGCGGGUGCCAUUUAUUAGGUUGAAUGAGUUGAAUAUGCAAAUUUAAGUUAUGAAGUUGAAGCUCAUACAUGGUAAUCGACGUGAGAAUAUUAUCUAUAUAAUUCAUAUACCGAAACUACACUCCGUGUCUAUCCAGUUGAUAGUUCUCGAUGAGAAUAGUUUAAUUUUAAAUAAAUCAACCUGUCUAGAAUAAGUAACCAUACCUCGCAAAAUACAUCAGAAUCUACGCUUGAAAAUAAA
Molecule: messenger RNA, 1708 nt
Organism: Hyalella azteca
Lineage: Eukaryota; Metazoa; Arthropoda; Malacostraca; Amphipoda; Hyalellidae
Exons: 2
Coding region: 20-730 (236 amino acids)
Source: RefSeq, a predicted model, not a curated record